UAUGGCGGGUCGUUGCAAUCGUGAUAAACCGCCAUGCAAAUAUUUUCAUCCCCCACAACAUUUAAAGGAUCAGUUACUAAUAAAUGGAAGAAACCAUCUUGCCUUGAAAAAUGCAAUUAUGCAACAAAUGGGAAUUGCCCCUGGGCAACAAGUUAUACCUGGACAAGUUCCAACGGUUGCAACAAAUCCCUAUUUAACCGGUAUACCAGCCAGCACAUAUAGUCCAUAUUUUGGACCUGGACAUUUAGUGCCUACAUUAUUAGGACCAGAUCCGUCAGUUGCAUCACAAUUAACCCCAGUUGUACCACAAGCAGUUCCUGUUGCGCAACAAAAAAUACCUAGAUCUGAUAGAUUAGAGACUGCACCUGUUACGGCCGUUGCUAGUAAUACAUUAACAGCGGUUGCAGCUGCUGCAGCUGCUGCUGCUGCUGCCAAUAUGACACAUCCACAAUCUACUACUACUAUCAUACCUACACAGCAAUCGCCAUCUGGAUCUGUUGCAUUAACAUCAUCAAAUAAUGCAAUAACAUUUUGCCAACCGCAAGUGGAAGCAGGCAAAAAACGUGCAGCAGAAAAUGACAUAUUUCAACUGAUGGACAUGAAAACAGUUGGUUCAUUUUACUACGAAAAUUUUGCAUUCUCUGGUAUGGUACCGUUUAAGAGGCCCGCUGCAGAAAAAUCUGGUAUCCCUGUUUAUCAAGCAAAUGCAACAACGUAUCAACAAUUGAUGCAAUUACAACAGCCAUUUGUUCCAGUAUCAUCCACUAAUAAUAAAAUUCCUUUAAAUGCUUCUUAUGUUAUCUACACUGAUGCAAAUGGACAGUUACUGGACACCCUCCCGGUGUGCCAAGAUUUUAAUAGAUCUAUGUGCAGUCGUAUAAAUUGUAGAUUUGUUCAUUUAAUGGAACAUGAUAAGGUUGAAGUAUGUGAUCAAAGAGUGGCUGUGUGUCGUGAUCAUGCAAAUGGUCUUUGCAAACGUAAAUUAUGUAAAUAUUAUCACAUACCAAUUGUAUUACCACCAGCAAAUAUAAUGGCUACAGUAUUUAGAACUCAAAAUUGUGUAUUAGCAUCAACAUCAUCUUCGACAUCAUCUACAAGUACAUUAACAGCAUCAUCAAUAAAUUCUGCUUUAUUAUCAAAAUCAACUAUUCCCGUUUCAACAAUCACUUCGACAUUACUAUCUACAAAAAAUACAAUUACCAAUACAAAUUGUAAGAUUAAUUCAACUAUUUCGCAAAGUAAUAGCAGCAAUAUAUAUAUUAAUAAUUAUAAUAAAAAUAAUAAUAACAGUAAUAAUUAUAGCAAAAAUAAUAAUAUUAAUAAUGAUGAUAAUAAUAAUAUUAAUAAAAAUACUUCUAUUCUUGCUGAAGUCAGUAAUAAUGAUCCAUCCAAUAUGAAUAUUAAUAACAGCAGUAUUAUUACUGAUAAUAAUAACAGUAAUGUAAUUAAUAAUAAUAAUAUUAAUAAUAAUUAUAACAACAAUAAUAACAAUAAUAAUAAUAAUGAUAAUAAUAAUAACAAUAAUAAUAGUAACAAUGAUAAUAAUGAAAAUGGUACUAAAAUCAAUAUUAAUAUUAAUGAUGAUGACAAAAAUAACGAUAUUAUUGAAAACAAUAGCCACAUAAAUAAACAUAAUGAUAAAAACAUCAGUAAUGAUAGUAAGAAUGAUAAGCAUAACAUUAGUAAUGAUAAUAAAAAUACAGAUAAUAUAAAUUGUAUUAGUAAUAGUAGCUGCAUUGAAAACUAUAUUAAAACUCACAAUUCCAGUAAUGAAAAUAACAAUAAUAGUAGUACUAAUAAUAAAAAUUUAGAAAAUAUUAAUAGUAACAUCAAUCAUAUAAAAAACAAUGAUAAUGAGAUGAAGAUUGAAACAAGUAUCAAUAGUAGUAAUGAUAAUAAAAGUAUUCCUAUUAAACAAAAUAUCAUUAACAAGGAUAAUAAUUUUAAAAACAAUAUUAUUAAUUAUAACAGUAAUAACAGUAACAAUAGUAGUUCACUCUACAAUACAAAUAAUAAUGACAGUAAAAAUAAUAGCAACAACUAUAAAUUAGUCAGCAAUAAUAAAAAUAAUUAUAAUAUAAAUAAUAUUAAUAAUUAUAAUAAAAUUUUAGAUAUGAAUUCCAAGGUACAUAUUGUAAAACCAGCUAUAAUCAGGAAACCGAUAACGAAUUCAGUACCAGCAAUAUCAGCAGCUAUUGAAAAUUUUGUUACAUCUCCUACAAAAAGUCAGCCAAGAUUUAAUAAUCAGUAUUUUUUAAAAUCCGCUCCAACAACAACAAUAACAGCACCAACAAACUCAACACACUUAUUAAAAAAUUCAACUAGUUCUCUUACUACUUUAUUAAACAACAAUAUAAGAAACAGUAAUAAAAAUAGUACUAACAAAAUUGCCAACAAUAACGAUAGUACCAAUCUAAUACCAAAAACAUCUCAAGUCAACGUAUUAAAUAGCGGUGCUUUUCAGCAAUAUUAUUGGCCAUCAUUCAAUAAUAAUAACGCCGUCAACGGGAUAUUAUCUGAUUAUACAAUAGCAGAAAAUAAUACACCAAAUUUUCUUCAUAAAAAUUUUCAAUUUUCUAAUACAUAUAAUAAUAAAAUUAUUUCUAAUUCAAAUAUUCAUUCGCAAGCACUUUCAGUUACAUCACAAAAAAUAAAUGAAAAUUCGCAUACAUUAGAAAAUUAUUGUAGUGAAAAUUUAUUUCCACAAAAUACAUCAAAUUUUCCUUCAAAUAUUGGAAUUUAUUCAUCUCACUUACCAAUACAUCAUAAUACUGGUUUAACAAAUGUAUUAUUAACACCAGCAACAGCAGGCUCAACAGCGGCGACAAUAACUUCACCAAAUGUUACUAUUCUUCAAAAUUGUGUUGAUAAUAAUACAAUUAGCUUUCCAAAUAACGUAGCCAACACAUUUGGUAAUAUAAGUAAAUCAACAAUAUCGAAAGCUUCUAAUAAAAACUUUUCUACAUCGUAAAUAUGUGCAAAAUUAAUAACUUAUAAACAUAUUUACAAUAUAUAGUUAAAAAAAAAAACAAAGUAUUUUUCGAAAUUAAUUUUAAAAAUCUCAUUUUUAAUUAACUAUUUUUAAUAUUAAAUAAUUGACAAUAUAAAAAUGUUUUCAGUUUUCAACUGCAAAAUAUAUAUACAAUAUAUAACUUUAUAUUAUAUAUGUAUGUUUUCAAUAUAAUUUAACAAAAUAAUUCAUUUAAAUUAAAUUUAGUUAACUAAUGUAUAAUGUAAAUGAAAAUCUCUAUUUUGAUUUUUAAAUUGAAUUUCGAAAAAUUGCAAAUUUUAUUCCAAACUUAAAAUAAAGCAAAGAAAGAAUAAAACUUUUUUUAAAAAAUUUAUGUUGUUUAUACUUAAAAUUUAAAAAUGACACACAUCCACAUUGUAAACAUAAAAUAUAUUUAGAUAAGAAUUUGCAAAUAUUUAUUCAAUAAAAUAAUAUAUAUA
Condylostylus longicornis is the source of this 3450-nucleotide messenger RNA. RefSeq names its product GATA zinc finger domain-containing protein 14-like. The record is from RefSeq and is a predicted model, not a curated record. Gene Ontology annotation, molecular function: metal ion binding. The transcript has 9 exons. Bases 2 to 2971 code for a protein of 989 amino acids. Lineage: Eukaryota; Metazoa; Arthropoda; Insecta; Diptera; Dolichopodidae.